CCAUGUGGUCUAGUGGUGAAAAAUGUGUUUCAGUUGCUGACGUGUUUUAGUAUUAAUUUUGUCAAUUUUUUUCCAUCAGUUUUUUUUUAAAUCAAUUUUUUUACUUUUAAAUUUCAAUCAUUAUGGACGCAAUACAAGACUUAGAAGAAGAACUACGCGAGGCAUCAUGUGUCGGCGACACGGAAUCUCUAAAAACUUUGGUUGAAGUGAAGCAUGUUAAUGUCAAUUCACAAAACAAAAUAAACGGAUGGACAGCUUUGCACUGGGGAGCAAAACGAAACCAUGCUGCUGUUGUGUCUUAUCUCACUGAGCAUGGGGCAGACAAAACUGUUCUCAACAAAGAUGGUUGUCAAGCAAGUCAGCUGACUAGUAACAAAGACAUUCUGAAGAUUUUAGGAAUAGAUCCAGAAACGGUGGAGACAAAACACAGCUCCCUGCCAAUAACUGCCAGCUACUUGUCACACCCCGAGUUUCCGCAUAGCCGAAAGAACGAUGUCGCUUUUCAACAGAGAGAACCGACGCACAGUUUCACUCAUCCAGCAACAAGCAGAGUGCCAGACAAUGAAGUAGUCUUCAAAGCAAGAAUAGCGAACUCUGACGAGAAGGAUUUCAUCGAGGUGGAACUAAACCGAGACAUGCUGACGUUUGACGCACUCUUCAAGCUGCUGUGCUCGGAGCUGCGUGUGGACGGGAAGCUUGUGUGUAAGGUGCGCAAACUGCCUGACACGAUCGUGCGGAAGGACAAGGACGUGCGGCGACUCACCGACAUGCAGGAGCUGGAGCUCGUACUGUCCAACAAGGCCAUCAGCGCUUCGUCGAGAAACUACAACUUCUGCCCAAACAUCAAGAGUGAACAGAUCCUCUACUGACGCAAAACAAACCCCACAUGUACAGUUGUUGAAGUCAUAAAGUUCCGAGAUUAAUGUGCGUUUGUGAGCAUGCGAUCCAUCCCCCCAAGUUCAAAUGAGUGAAUGGAUAAGGUGGAGUAUGAAGCUUCGAGAUUAAGAUGGGUUUGUGAGUGUGCGAUCCAUCCCCCCCCCCCAAGUUCAAAUAAGUGAAUGGAUAAGGUGGAGUAUGAAGUUCCGAGAUUAAUGUGCGUUUGUGAGUGUGCGAUCCAUCCCCCCCCCCCCCCCCCCCCCAAUCGAAAAGAGUAGUCCAUGAAGUGGCGACAGCGGGUUUCCUAUCUCAAUAUCUGUGUGGUCCUUAAUUGUAUGUCUGAUGCCAUAUAACCGUAAAUAAAAUAUGUUGAGUGCAUCGUUAAAUAAAACAUUCUUUCGUUCUCAUGGGCUACUCCUACUGAAAAAGCAGCAAAUGAUCUUUCUUUAAAUGCAGUAUCCAAUAGACAGUACAGUAAAUACCAUUACCUUUGAUGUACGACGACUACCAGUCAUAGGGCAUCGAUAGGGACUGGAAAAAACCCUGAAUAUAUAAAUGGUGAUCUAUCUUGCAGUCUUACGCAAGUGUAGUACCACAGAGCUACUCUCCGACUCUGGUUUAAUAGUUGUUGAAUCAAGAGGGAAAUGAAUCAGUGUGAGAGUUAGAAAAUAAAAUCUUAAGCGGUGGAAAUGUGUGUGUAUGUGAGUAGUGUGCUGGUGUUUUCGAUUUAAAAAUUAAUACAAUUAUGGGGGGGGGGGGGGAGCACAUGAUUGUCAUCAAGUUGGUAUGGUUGGGUGGGAGGAAUGUCACAGAUUACUGACAUGUUUUUGUGUCUUGUAUUUUUUAAUUAGUUUACUUGUAAAAAAAAAAAAAAAAUUAUCUUGAUAUUUUAUUAGUGUAUUUGUAAAAAUGUGUUUUUUAAUAUAUUGAAAUACAUAUGUAUCUGCUACUUUUCUACAAGCUUAUUGUAAAUCAGUGACAGCAUAAUAAAGUAUUAAUAAUC
This is a messenger RNA of Gigantopelta aegis, 1879 nucleotides long. RefSeq names its product ankyrin repeat domain-containing protein 40-like. The transcript is spliced from 4 exons. Lineage: Eukaryota; Metazoa; Mollusca; Gastropoda; Neomphalida; Peltospiridae. The record is from RefSeq and is a predicted model, not a curated record. Gene Ontology annotation, molecular function: protein binding. Bases 123 to 869 code for a protein of 248 amino acids.